This is a messenger RNA of Hyla sarda, 2921 nucleotides long. Its product is annotated as CCN family member 1-like. Gene Ontology annotation, biological process: signal transduction. The transcript has 5 exons. Gene Ontology annotation, molecular function: protein binding. Bases 376 to 1530 code for a protein of 384 amino acids. The record is from RefSeq and is a predicted model, not a curated record. Gene Ontology annotation, cellular component: extracellular region. Lineage: Eukaryota; Metazoa; Chordata; Amphibia; Anura; Hylidae.
UUUAGACUUUUCCUCAGGAAUCCAGGCUGAGCUGUGACAUCUGUGCCCUGACUUGCUGCUAUUCUUAGUGGAGAAGGGGAAUGUGCUUCAGAGCUGCGCUCCCCACCGCGGCCUGUAGGGGGCGGCGCCGAGCACUUGCUUUUCGCUCUCAGCGUGUGACGUCACGGCGGGGCGGGGCCGCCGCAUGCCCUGUAUAUAAGGCAGCAGCUGGCAGAGUUUUGUCAAUGGACAGCUGAGACUCGCAGGUGAUCUGUGGCUCAGCGGCAGCUUAUACCCCCCAUAACUGCAGCAGCCCCCUCCCCCCCACUGUGUGACUGAGGAUCCCCGGUCCUGUGCAUUAGAUCUUAUUAACCCUUUGCCUGCUGACUGUGGACCAUGUCUGCUGACUUCUGCCCCGGAUCCCUGCUGCUGGCUGCCCUGCUGGGGAUCGCCUGUGGUGUGAGGAUGGGGGAGCCAUCAUGCCCAUCAACUUGCAUCUGCCCCAAGGAAACCUCAACGUGUGCCCCUGGCAUCAGUCUAAUAAUGGACAGCUGUGGAUGCUGCAAGGUCUGCGCCCGUCAGUACAACCAGGACUGCGACCUGAGGCACCCCUGUGACCACAUCAAGGGGCUGCACUGUGACUUUGGGGCCGACCCCUCAUCCACCAAGGGUAUCUGCCGUGCAAAGUCUGAAGGUCGACCUUGUGAAUUCUUCGGACAAAUCUAUCAGAAUGGGGAGAACUUCCAACCCAACUGCAAGCACCAGUGCUCCUGUAUGGACGGAGUGGUGGGGUGUAUGCCCCUGUGUCCCCAAGAAAUGGCCUUGCCCGGCGUGGAUUGCAUUAACCCGAGACUGGUGAAGGUCCCCGGGCAGUGCUGUGAGGAGUGGAUGUGCGACAGCAACCACAUCUCCGAGGACUCGGGAGACACCACCAAUGGAGACGUGGAUGACAUUUUGAAGUCGUCUGAAGAAAACUUCGACCAGGAGGACGUGGAACCCGUAUCCAGCAACGAGCUCAUCUCUGUGGUCCGAAAUGGAUUCAAAGUGGAGACAGGUCUGGGUCCUCAUCCCCAACCAGAUCGCUCCAGCUGUGCCAUCCAAACCACCGAAUGGUCUCAGUGCUCCAAAUCCUGUGGCAUGGGACUCUCCACCAGGAUAACCAAUGACAACCCUCAAUGCAAGCUCAUGAAAGAGACCCGCUUGUGCCAAAUCCGUCCCUGCAAAGACCCCUUACCAUCCAAACCCAAGAAUGGCAAGAAAUGUACCAGAACAAAGAAAGCCAAGCAGGCCAUGCACUUCACCUAUGCUGGGUGCACCAGUGUGCGGAAGUACAAGCCAAACUACUGUGGGUCCUGCACAGAUGGCCGUUGCUGCACCCCAUCCAAGACCAGAACCAUGAGGGUGCGCUUCCGUUGUGACGAUGGAGAUACUUUCCAGAAAAGCAUGAUGUGGAUCGAAAAGUGCAGAUGCCACCAAAACUGCCCCUAUCACAACGAAUUGUCCUACCCCCAUUACCGGUUACACAAUGAUAUUCACAAGUUCACAGACUGAGCGGCCCGAAUGGCUUUCUUCUUUCAGACUUAUGGGGUGGUGGCCGCGAAAAAAUGGUUCCCCAUCUUUCAAAUUAUUUCCAACUUACAGGGCCCGACCACCCAAGACUGGGUGGUGAUAUAGUGGAUGGUGCAUCAUGUUCAUAUGUGGUCUAGUGACGCACGACUUUACCAUUGACCCUCUUUAAAAAAGAUUUAAAAAACAUCGAAAGGAAGAGUGGCACACGUCAUGGGCUUAGCAAUGGUAGAGAGGCAGAUUUAUCCCAAUGUGGGCGAAAAGAUACAUUAGCCGAAAAAGUUCAGCACAAUUAGAUUGUAGAGGAGUCCCGGUCACAGGGAAAUUCAGGGUAUCUGAACAGUUGGACUGUGUGGACUACACCACAAGAGUAUUAUGAUGAAAUGGACUGUAGACGUCCCGCCAGGUCAUCCGCCUCAUUGACAAGUUCUCGUAACUUGUUGCCAAGAGCUGUAGUGGUGAUCCUUGGAGAACAUUGUAAAAUGUCUUACGACAUCAACCCGUGAGGGGACCUCAUGUCAACGCGGUUUCCCAUGACUACCUGGGAAAUGUUAGAUAAGUAUAGUGUAGAUAAGAGGAAGAGUUGGAUUGACAACCAUUGUGGACAGUGUUGUACCUACUACUGUAGACCUUGGGCAUGACUACAAUUUAAACCCAAGAAGACCAAGAAUAACCUAAUUAGGUUUAACACGAGGGUCGUAGGCGUAAUACCAGUUCUGUUAGGAUAGUCAGACGUUGGUGGUAACCCUAGGACAUGACUAGAGGGACAUGGCUCAGAAGUUAUUUUUGGGCGUGAAUUGAGACAACAUGAAGAUCUUGGGAACUUCAUGAGCUUCCAUUAACCUUAAACAGGGUCUCUUGUGAUCUUAAUGGGAUGGUCCAGAUAAUCUACAGGCUGUUCCAGAUUAUUUCACGCACUGCCUGCCAUCUUUCAGGAUGGGCACUUUCGUGGUGAUUGGUGGAGAGGCAACAGUCCUUAUCUGGUCUGAUACUACCGAGAAGCACUGGGGGUGCUCUUCCCAGAUGGGAAAUAAGGGAAUUGUGAACUACGACUUAGUCUAGUGGUUUUGCAAGAAAGGCACUUUAAAUAAAAUUGGACAAUUUGCUGCUUAUUGAAACACCUUCACUUUGUUUGUUGCCCCUUUUGACCCGGGUAUAGGAUAUUCACCACAGGGUGGCACUUUACUGAAAGUCAAGUUGACAGCCAGGGAGCAACCAAAGAAGUAUUAACGAUACUGAGAACGAAGAUACAAUUGUAAAAGUAUAAAACCCCCAAUAUAUAAUGUUCAGCAGUCAGGCAUGGCCUACCAAAGCUGCUCGUAGAAUUUUUUUAUUUAGUUUGUGUGUUUUUUGUUUUUGUUUUUUUUUAAAUCCCC